UAUUAGACGCAAUAAUGGUGGAACCAGUGAAAAUGGUAUUGGUAACAGGUGGUGUCAUCAGUGGUGUUGGAAAAGGUAUUAUCUCGUCUAGUUUGGGUGUACUACUUAAAGCUCACGGUUACCGAGUUUCGUUCAUUAAAAUUGAUCCAUAUAUUAACAUCGAUGCUGGCACAUUUUCACCGUUUGAACAUGGUGAAGUGUUUGUUUUGGAUGAUGGUGGUGAAGUUGAUUUGGAUUUGGGAAACUAUGAAAGAUUCCUGAAUAUUCGUUUAACACGUGAUAACAAUAUUACAACCGGGAAGAUAUAUCAACAGGUUAUCGAACGUGAAAGACGUGGUGAUUAUUUGGGCAAAACGGUGCAAACGAUACCACAUAUAACAAGUGCAAUCACUGAAUGGGUAGAGCGUGUUGCAGCAAUACCAGUUGAUGCUACAGAUCAGCGACCAGAAGUGUGCAUUGUUGAACUUGGAGGUACUAUUGGUGACAUUGAAAGUAUGCCUUUCGUUGCUGCCUUUGAAAAAUUCCAAAGACCUGCAUUCAAGGAUCAGCUAAUGACAGUGCAUGUCUCCGUGAUAUUGGAACCGAAAAGUACAGGUGAACUGAAAACAAAGCCAAUGCAAAAUAGCAUACGUAAUUUACGAGCUAGUGGUAUAACACCAGAUUUACUUGUUUGUCGAAGUGAGCGACCAUUAAAUAAAGCAUUGCGUGAAAAAAUUGCAGCAUUUGGAAUGGUUGAAUUGGAACAGGUAAUUGGUGUGCAUGAUGUCUCGAAUAUUUAUAAAGUACCACUUCUGCUUCAUCAACAAAACGUGCUAGAAAUGAUUGUCGAACGAUUGAAAUUGACAGCUGUGAAUGCUGAAGGCACACUCAUACUAAAGCCUAAUCUUUUCCAGUGGACACAUCUCUCUAAUCUCUGUGAUAGUUUCCAAGAAGAAGUUCGUAUUGCAUUAGUUGGAAAAUACGUACGAAUCCCUGAUGCAUAUGCAUCUUUGAAUAAAGCCCUUCGACAUUCUGCAAUUCAUGCUAAACGACAGCUUGUUAUUUCGUAUAUUCAUUCGGAACAUCUCGAAGAAACGGAUGACUCAGCACGUAUGUCGGAUUAUAACUAUGCAUGGGAGACGAUUAAACAAUGCCAAGGUAUAGUAGUGCCGGGCGGAUUUGGUGAUCGUGGUGUUGAAGGAAAAAUUGCCGUAUGCAAGUAUGCGCGGGAGAAUAAUAUUCCAUUCUUAGGAAUUUGCCUUGGCAUGCAGUGUGCGGUCAUCGAAUUUGCACGAAAUGUCUGCGGUAUCAAAGGUGCUAAUUCAACCGAAUUUGACAAGACGGUUGUUGGAGAACAACAAGUAGUGAUUGAUAUGCCAGAGCAUAAAGGUGACGAGAAAGGUAUGGGUGGUACAAUGCGUCUUGGUUUGAGAGAUACAGUUUUUCUGACGGAGAACUGCAAACUACGAAAAUUGUAUGACGCGAGAAAGAUCAGUGAACGUCAUCGGCAUCGCUAUGAAGUUAAUCCUAAAAUUGUUUCGAAACUUAGUCGAGCUGGUCUGCUCUUUGUUGGUAUGGGAACAGAUGAGAAUGUAACACAUAUAAAUGGUGACGUAUCAUCAUAUGCUACAUUGUUGAAAUUAGCUGAAUGUGAAACCUCGAUAACUGUGGAGGAAAAUAAUGUGCAGGAAUUCUCUGAAAUCUCUCGGCGAGAAGUACUGUCCAAAAUUGAAGAUUUGUGCGGAACUGGUGGUGAUAAAACCGGUAUGACAUCUGUACGUAUGGAGAUUUUUGAGUUACAAGGCCAUCAAUACUUUGUUGGUGUUCAAUUUCACCCGGAAUAUCUGUCGCAUCCUUUACAACCUAGUCCUCCACUUUUUGGUCUGAUCUGUGCAGCUUCCGGACAGCUGGAAAGUUUUCUUCAUGGUUCCAGGAUACCCACACCAGUGAGCGUCUUGAAAGCAGCAGAAAAUUACGGUCCGAGUGUCGCUGAAGAUGUUUUACGAGCAACUCAUUUAUUUGUCAACAAAGUUAGUAUACUCGAUGACCAAAAUAUUGAUGAAGCUCAUUUAAGUGAUAAAAAUGAAUGCUAACAAGAAACAUUGGUCGAUUCAAGCUCAUAUAUGAAGAAUUCUUUUUU
Molecule: messenger RNA, 2119 nt
Organism: Loa loa (African eye worm)
Lineage: Eukaryota; Metazoa; Nematoda; Chromadorea; Rhabditida; Onchocercidae
Product: CTP synthase
Exons: 16
Coding region: 15-2072 (685 amino acids)
Biological process (GO): pyrimidine nucleobase biosynthetic process; CTP biosynthetic process
Cellular component (GO): cytoophidium; cytoplasm
Molecular function (GO): CTP synthase activity; identical protein binding
Source: RefSeq, a predicted model, not a curated record